Molecule: messenger RNA, 339 nt
Organism: Gongylonema pulchrum
Lineage: Eukaryota; Metazoa; Nematoda; Chromadorea; Rhabditida; Gongylonematidae
Source: the annotation of a GenBank genome assembly
AUGGUUGCAGUGCCUGAGCAUCAGAAACGAGAGCAAGAAAUUCGGAGGUUGGAAGGGGAAGUUCAGGUCCGCGAUGAAAUUAUCGGCAAUUUGCAAAAAAAUUUGAUGACUGCCGAAGCGGCGCUUACCAAAAUGGUCUUCCAGGCCGGUGAAAAGCUGAAAGCAGUGCGCCAAGCUGAAGCAAACCGAGUGAACAGUGAAACUGUUAUCCGAUACGCAAACUUAAUCAGCCGAUCGCAUUCGGUUGCAGCGCCACUCACCUGGCAACUUGGCGACCCAUCUCGUCCAUAUCCGACAGAAGUUCGCACCAUGUUUUUGCGGAACUGCUUUUUUUUUUGA